This is a messenger RNA of Clarias gariepinus (North African catfish), 1924 nucleotides long. It is a transcript of the gene fam8a1b, whose product is annotated as family with sequence similarity 8 member A1b. The record is from RefSeq and is a predicted model, not a curated record. Bases 39 to 1031 code for a protein of 330 amino acids. The transcript has 5 exons. Lineage: Eukaryota; Metazoa; Chordata; Actinopteri; Siluriformes; Clariidae.
UAGGACUCAGACCCAGGACGCUGGAGCUCAGAGCUGUCAUGGCGGACUCCGACGGAGGAGUAGAGGACCUGGAGAAAACUGUUUCCAAAGCCCGCAGUGGGAUUAAUGACGGGAGGGAGAUGAAUGCCGGGUCACAGAGCGGGUCGGACUUACUCUCCAAGUCAGAGUACUGUGAGAAGCUGCAGGAGUGGAUGUGGCAGUAUUACUGCGGCUAUGUGAGCUGGCACAGCUGGCUCUCGGUGUUUCCUCCCUGCCUCCCGACACACGCAGCGAGCGCGAGCCUGAGAGCGCCGCUCUGGGGGGCGGACAUGAUUGACACAGACCCGCGCACCUGGAUCUCGCCUUCAGCCGCUCUCCCUUUUCCUGCUUUCCCGCCUUUUCCGCUUCCCGCGGCCAGCACACCGGCUCACACCGAGGCCGAAAGACAGGUGGAGAUUACACAGAGGCAGAAUGUCCCUGUCCCCCAGCACCUGCAGCACAACGGACACGCCCAGCAGCCAGGUCGGGAAUAUUUCAUUCCCUCUCCACUCCACCGCUUCCUGGCUGAGAUGGUGGACUUCUUCAUCCUCUUCUUCAUCAAAGCCACCAUCAUCCUAAGCAUAAUGCACCUGAGUGGAAUGAAGGACAUAUCCAAAUUCGCCAUGCACUUCAUUGUAGAAGAAAUAGAUGAAGACACAUCGAUGGAGGAACUGCAGAAAAUGAUGCUUGUGGCUCUUGUGUACCGGAUAUUGGUGUGCUUCUAUGAGAUCAUAUGUAUUUGGGGAGUUGGAGGAGCCACGCCAGGGAAAUUUCUGCUUGGCCUGCGAGUAGUGACGUGUGACACGUCCGUCCUGGUGCAGCCCAACCGAGUGCGUGUGGUGCCUGCGACUAACGUCAGUCUGUCAGCGUCAACCAUCCGAGCCUUAAACAAAAAUUUCUCCAUUGCGUUUUUCUUCCCGGCGUUCAUCACGCUGCUGUUUUUCCAGCACAACAGAACUGUAUAUGAUAUUGUGGCAGGGACUAUAGUGGUCAAGAGAAACAGACAUAGGUGAUAUGGGUGGAGGAGCGAACCUGCGGAGCAAAUCCACAUCAAGAACUGAUCCAAAGAGCUGCUGGGUUACAGGACAGAGAGAAAACGAUGAAAUCCUCAGAGCGGUGGAGCAGAGAACUGUCUGACUGCAUGUAUUCUUCACCGCAGGUACUCAAGGAGCGUUUGAAUGAUUUAAUGUAAUGAGUCACCUUUUUUUGCCUUUCGGCAUUUACAAUAUGAUUUUUUUGAAGAAUUUAAUGACAUGCCAUGCAAUGAGUCACAUGCAAAUUUCAAUACGUGUACAUUGUCUUUGCUAAUUACUGUAUUUAACAGUAAAACUUAUUCUGUGUCCUUUCUGCAUAUCAGCAGUGUUUAACCAGUGUUUAACCUCCAGACAAGUCCGUCAAAAUGAUCUAAAUAUUCAUGGCCUGAAAGACAGAAUAAUGCCAAUGGUUAAGACUUUUAAGAACUAAAUGAUUUUAGUUUUAAACUAAGCUUUAGCAGUUUAGGGUUUUUUCUUUUUUUUUUAUCACUGCCUUCCUAAGUUAUAGAAAAUACAGUGGGCUUACGGUAUGUCUAAUUAGUGAAUAUGCACAUAUACUGUAUACUAUAAACAUUUAUAAUUUGCAUCAAGGCUUACCUUGAGAAAUAAAUUGGAUCUAAUACCUAAAACAGUUUGUGCUGUUGUAGCACCACAAUUUGAAAUUUAUAUUUUUACCAUUUGGCGAGAGGCGAGAGGCAUCUACUGUGGUCUUUUAGCCAAACACCCCCCCCCCCCUCUCGCAAGGGAAGCAAAAAUAUGCUAUACAUCAUUCAUUAAAACCGCACACUAUAGCAAAAGGUCUUCAUUUAUUUGACUCUAUUUAUUUUACUGAUCAUCUUUAUCUUUAUCGUGCCUUCAACAUGAAUGUGCUA